AUGGAUGCAAGCUCAGCAAUUGGAGAAACCAGGGUUCUACCUCGAGUCAUGACAAAUCAACCCCCUCCCGAAACCAUCUACGCCUCCUCAGAUGCUGCAUGGCGAGAAGAUAUGAAUCUGGCUGGGACAUGCUGGAUCUUCAUGAACAAAGGAACAAUCACGGAUCAAGGGUCGAAAGCUGUCCAUCAUGUUCCCUCCCCCCUAAUCGGAGAAGCACUAGCUCUGCGAUCGGCCCUGAAUCACGCAAUCCAGCUGGGAAUUCAGAACCUGGCGAUGAGAUCUGAUUCGCUUGACCUGAUUAACUCAAUCAACUCUGACAAGAAAAUUAAGGAGCUCCAUGGAAUCCUCCAAGAUGUCAAAACUCUUUCGGCGAGAUUCAACUUCGUCUCGUUUUCGCAUAUCUUCGUAGUGAUAAUAGUUUAG
This is a messenger RNA of Eutrema salsugineum, 423 nucleotides long. RefSeq lists its product as uncharacterized. The transcript has a single exon. Gene Ontology annotation, molecular function: RNA-DNA hybrid ribonuclease activity; nucleic acid binding. The record is from RefSeq and is a predicted model, not a curated record. The coding region runs from base 1 to 423 and encodes 140 amino acids. Lineage: Eukaryota; Viridiplantae; Streptophyta; Magnoliopsida; Brassicales; Brassicaceae.